CCCAGGUCCUGCAGCUCUUGCAGUGCACAGAUACAGAGCAGGUCCUGGUCAGGGUCUCUCUUCUUCUCUCCAGAAUCCCCCUUUAUCCCCGGGGUCUCUCCUUGUCCUGGAGCAUCUCCUCCAGCUCCUCCACCAAGGAUGGACAGGAAGGAGAUCAGCAGAAGAAUAUUAGACCUCACCUUGGAGAUCAUCUCCCUGCUGAGCGGAGAGGAAAUCCCAGUAAGAAGUCUGAGGAAACCUUCAUGUUAUCACUAGAUUAUAAGGAAGAAGAUGAAGAUUCAGGAGGAAACCUCAUCACCUAUAAUGUACAACCAGGACCUGACAGUACAGAUCUGUCAUAUAAUCCUCCAAAUCAUGAGAAACCUUCUCCUGACCAAUCCCAGAUUGUUACCACAAGUCCAGAUCUAUCAUAUAAUCCUCCUAUUCAUGAGGAAACUUCAUGCCAAUCGCAGAUUGUUACCAUAAAUCCUGAUCAGGAAGAAGGUAAAUGGUUUCAAUGUGAGGAAUGUGGAAAACCAUUUACAAAAAGCUCAAAACUUUCUACACACAGGCAAAUUCACACAGGACAGAAGCCAUAUUCAUGUUCAGUAUGUGGGCAGUGCUUUACCUGUAGGUCAGCCCUUUAUCAUUGUGAGAGAAGUCACUCAGGAGACAAGCCAUAUUCGUGUUCACUGUGUGGGAAGUGUUUUACAGGAAAAUCAGAACUUGUUACAGAUCAGCAAAGUCACACAGGAGAGAAGCCAUAUUCAUGUUCAGAAUGUGGGAAGAAUUUUGCGGAAAAAUCACAUCUUGUUAUACUUGAGAGAAUUUUCACAGUAGAUAAGCCAUAUACAUGUUCAGAAUGUGGGAAAUGUUUUGCAAGCAAGUCACAUCUUGUUUCACACGAGAGAAUUCACACAGGAGAGAAACCAUAUUCAUGUCCAGAAUGUGGGAAAUGUUUUACCAAAAAAUCAAAUCUUGUUAUACAUGAGAGAAUUCACACGGGAGAGAACCCCAGGAAAAAACCUUUCAAUGUGCUUGGUGCCAUUAACUCCAAUGAUCUUUGUGUAGACUGGAGCAUGAAACAGCGGUCUUCAUAA
This is a messenger RNA of Bufo bufo (common toad), 1079 nucleotides long. RefSeq names its product gastrula zinc finger protein XlCGF71.1-like. The record is from RefSeq and is a predicted model, not a curated record. The transcript has 3 exons. Lineage: Eukaryota; Metazoa; Chordata; Amphibia; Anura; Bufonidae. Gene Ontology annotation, biological process: negative regulation of transcription by RNA polymerase II. Gene Ontology annotation, molecular function: DNA-binding transcription repressor activity, RNA polymerase II-specific. The coding region runs from base 243 to 1079 and encodes 278 amino acids.